AUGUUCUCAAGAGCCAUCCGCCAGUCCGGCCGCCGGGUCGCGGCAAUUUCUGCAUCCAGCAGAAUCGCAUCUACUCGGUCAACACCGGCAACUUUCAACACCGCAUCAAAGCAACUUCGAUCCUAUGCCUCCGACGCGAAGGCUGCCCCUACUGAGGUCUCCUCUAUCCUCGAACAGCGGAUUCGUGGUGUCCAGGAGGAGGCUUCCCUCGCCGAAACUGGCCGUGUCCUCUCAGUCGGUGAUGGUAUCGCUCGUGUCCAUGGUAUGGCCAACGUACAAGCCGAGGAGCUAGUCGAGUUCGCCUCAGGGGUGAAGGGCAUGUGUAUGAACUUGGAAGCCGGCCAGGUCGGUGUCGUGCUCUUCGGUUCUGAUCGUUUGGUCAAGGAAGGCGAGACGGUCAAGCGUACCGGUGAGAUUGUCGACGUUGGUGUCGGUCCAGAGCUUCUUGGCCGCGUUGUCGAUGCUCUCGGUAACCCCAUCGACGGAAAGGGUCCCAUCAAGACCACUGAGCGCCGCCGUGCUCAAGUCAAGGCCCCUGGUAUUCUGCCUCGUCGCUCAGUGAACCAGCCUGUGCAGACUGGAUUGAAAUCCGUCGACGCCAUGGUACCCAUUGGUCGUGGACAACGUGAACUGAUUAUUGGUGAUCGUCAAACUGGAAAGACCGCCGUUGCUCUUGACGCCAUGUUGAACCAGAAGCGAUGGAAUGAUGGCAACGACGAGAGCAAGAAGCUGUACUGUGUGUACGUUGCUGUUGGUCAGAAGCGUUCCACCGUCGCGCAGCUCGUCAAGACUCUUGAGGAGAAUGACGCCAUGAAGUACACCAUUGUCGUUGCCGCCACUGCCUCUGAAGCCGCUCCUCUGCAAUACAUCGCGCCAUUCACUGGUACCUCCAUGGGAGAGUGGUUCCGCGACAACGGAAAGCACGCCGUCAUCAUCUUUGAUGAUUUGUCCAAGCAGGCCGUCGCCUACCGUCAAAUGUCGCUUCUGCUCCGUCGUCCUCCUGGUCGUGAGGCCUACCCCGGUGACGUCUUCUACCUCCACUCUCGUCUGCUGGAGCGUGCCGCCAAGAUGAAUGACAAGCACGGUGGCGGAUCUCUCACUGCUCUGCCCAUCAUUGAGACUCAGGGUGGUGACGUGUCCGCUUACAUUCCUACCAACGUCAUCUCCAUCACCGACGGUCAAAUCUUCUUGGAGGCUGAGCUCUUCUACAAGGGUAUCCGACCAGCCAUCAACGUCGGUCUGUCUGUCUCACGUGUCGGUUCCUCGGCCCAAUUGAAGGCCAUGAAGCAGGUCGCUGGUAGCUUGAAGCUUUUCUUGGCUCAAUACCGUGAAGUCGCUGCCUUCGCUCAAUUCGGUUCUGAUCUCGAUGCUGCAACCAAACAGACUCUGUCUCGUGGUGAGCGUUUGACCGAGCUCCUCAAGCAGAAGCAAUAUUCUCCUAUGGCCGUUAACGAGAUGGUGCCACUCAUCUAUGCUGGUAUCAACGGUUACUUGGACAACAUACCCGUUAACAAGAUUCUGCAGUGGGAGUCCGACUUCUUGGCCCAUCUCAAGAGCAACGAAUCUGACUUUUUGGCCACGAUUGACAAGGAGGGUGCCUUGAGCAAGGAUCUGGAAGGCAAGCUGAAGGAACUCAUCACAAGCUUCACCAAGAGCUUCCAGUAA
Pseudovirgaria hyperparasitica is the source of this 1665-nucleotide messenger RNA. Its product is annotated as ATP synthase-like protein subunit alpha. The record is from RefSeq and is a predicted model, not a curated record. NCBI's taxonomy places the organism in Eukaryota, Fungi, Ascomycota, Dothideomycetes, Acrospermales, Acrospermaceae. Bases 1 to 1665 code for a protein of 554 amino acids. Gene Ontology annotation, biological process: proton motive force-driven ATP synthesis; proton transmembrane transport. Gene Ontology annotation, molecular function: proton-transporting ATP synthase activity, rotational mechanism; ATP binding; ADP binding. The transcript is spliced from 6 exons.